AUGUCGACCACCCUGACGGCCACCGUGUGCUAUUUGGACCGCGGGGAGCGUUUUAUCGCGAGCAACCGGAGUAUACACACAGAAACCUGGGAAACAAGGUUUUGUGGUGAUGAAAUCGAUCGGCCAUCAAACAGCACUGAAAACAUCUCGGAUUGGAAUCUGCUAGCGAUAGUCCGUCACCCUCUCGAGCGCUUCAUGUCAGGUUUUUAUGACAAGUGCAUAGUAAGAAGCCAGGAGCCUAAGUACGCUCAUUUUUGCUAUGGCUGCAACGGGAGUUUGUCUUGCUUUCUGUACAAACUUUAUGCUAAUGCUCGAAAACUUUUGACGACCGUGGAUUUUGAUGAGAUCGACUUUGAGGGCAGGCAUUUUUACCCUCAAAAUUGGUUUUGCAACUUUCUCCAAUUCCCCCAUAUGAAGGUGAUACGAUUUUUAAAUAGCCCCGACGAGCAGUCCCGUCUGAGAAGGGACUUUUUAAAUUUUUUAAAGCAAGCUCAAGUUGAAGAAAGCCAAUUAAAAUACAUCGAAGCCGAGCUGCACCUAAAGUCGCCGCAUCAAACGAGGGACCACUCAAAAUUGGACAUUUACCUCGAUGAGUUGCUGGGCAGCCAGGAGCUGCUGAACAAAUUUAUGCAAAUCUUCUACUAUGAUUUUGUGUUGUUUGGAUUUAUGAUG
Molecule: messenger RNA, 672 nt
Organism: Mesorhabditis spiculigera
Lineage: Eukaryota; Metazoa; Nematoda; Chromadorea; Rhabditida; Rhabditidae
Source: the annotation of a GenBank genome assembly